AUGGCCGAAGCUCAUCAGGCAACAACCUACAGUGAUGUCCUUAUUCAUGAGCAUACAGAUGCUAAUCAUGAUCAAGAAGUCUUACAAUUGGUGUUUAAAUCUGGUUUGAGAUCCUGGAAAAAGAGACUUGCAAGAUUUCGAAGUAAAGUUAAGAACGGAGUCUAUCCAGCACAUUUGGAGAGUCUAUGGAUCAUUGUAGCUUUAGCAAUGGGAUUUCAUUUCUACACACAAAAUACUCCUUUUGAUGUCGUUAAAGUCGUUAUUAAAUUUAUGCCAGAUCAAAGUCUAGGAUGGGAGAUUGUUGCAUGCACUAUCGCUGGACUCUUUUAUUGGCUUCUUGUAGCUUUUAUUAUGAGGUUCACACUUAAGAUGUUGCUGACAUACCGAGGAUUCUUGUUUGAAGCUCGUGGCAAAAAAGUCUCGAUUAAAACAAAAAUCUGGGCAAUUUUACUUAAAAUAUUUAUCAAAUGGAACUCUCCUAAUCUAUUCAGUUUUCAAGAAACACUGCCAAGGUUGCCUGUCCCACCUGUAAAGGAUACAAUGAAACGCUAUUUACGUUCUGUACGUCCGUUACUCGAUGACAAAAAUUAUGAUAGAGUUGCAAGGGAGGCUGAAGAGUUUGAAAAGGGUAUUGGCAAGAAGCUACAACGUUAUUUGGUCCUUAAAAGUUGGUGGGCAACAAACUAUGUUUCAGAUUGGUGGGAAGAAUACGUUUAUCAUAAAAGUAGACAUCCACUGUUAGUCAACAGUAAUAUUUAUGGAACUGACUGUGUCAAUCAUCCAACCAAGAACCAAGCUGCAAGAGUUGCUAAUUUGAUUUACUUGUGCCUGCAAUUCCGUCGAAAAAUUAUUCGACAAGAACUUCAGCCAAUUAUGGUCCAAGGAAUGGUUCCAUUAUGUUCAUAUCAGUAUGAAAGAUUGUUCAAUACUACCCGUAUUCCAGGCAUUGAUGGUGAUAAACUCAUACACAAUGAUGAUGCUCAUUAUAUGACUAUAAGACACAAAGGAGUUUUCUAUAAACUUCCAGUUCAGCAUAAUGGUCGCAUGCUUAAUGCUAAAGAAAUUGAAUAUCAAUUGAAUUACAUCCUUAAGUCCAACAAUAAAGCUUCACAUCCUGAAGAGUUCUUAGGAUCCUUAACUGCAUGGGACAGAACGAAAUGGGCUGAAACCAGAAACAAAUAUUUCGCAAAAGGAAUCAACAAAUCAUCACUUGACUGCAUCGAAAGCUCCAUUUUCUUCAUUAAUCUUCAUGACAAACCGUUUGAUAUGGACUUUGAUGACAAUGAAAAAAUGAAGGUUUUCUCAAAGGAAUGUCUUCAUGGACAAAUUUAUGAUUUCUGGUUCGACAAAAGCUUUUGUAUGGCAGUCGGAACUAAUGCUAGGUAUGCAAUGAAUGCAGAGCAUUCCUGGGCUGAUGCUCCUAUUCUUGGACACUUGUAUGAAGAAGUUCAGUUUGAUGACCAAUUUAGCUACGAUGAAGAAGGAAACCUUUUGGGAUCAAUGGAAUGCAAGCCACCACUUCCAACUCGAUUGAAAUGGGACUUUAGUGAAGAACAAUUGAUCAAAAAUAUUGAUCAAGCUUACAAUGAUGCGUUGAAAAUCACAACUGAUGUUGAUCACAUGGUCCUCAAAUUCGCUGAAUUUGGUAAAGGAUUUAUAAAAACCUGCAAAGUCUCACCUGAUGGAUUUAUUCAAAUGGCUCUUCAACUUGCUUACUUCCGUGACUUCGGAAAAUUCUCUUUAACAUAUGAAGCAUCAAUGACACGACUUUAUCGUGAAGGCAGAACAGAAACUGUAAGAUCAUGUUCGAUUGAAUCAUGUGCUUGGGUGCGUGCGAUGGAAGAUGACAACAUUCCAGCUAAAGAAAAAGUUCGCCUUUUAAGAGUGGCAUGUGAAAGACAUCAGCAAUCGUACUUAGAAGCAAUGACAGGAAAAGGAGUUGAUCGUCACAUUUUCUGCCUGUAUGUAAUCUCCAAAUAUCUUGAAAUUGAAUCGCCAUUCUUGAAAGAAGUACUUAGUGAACCAUGGAGAUUAUCAACUAGUCAAACUCCACAUGGUCAAAGUCCUAGAACUGAUCUUGUAAAAUAUCCUGGUUUGGUUGGAAGUGGAGGAGGAUUUGGUCCAGUUUCUUAUGAUGGCUACAGUGUAUCAUACAUCGUGUCAGGUGAAGAUAAAAUCUUCUUCCAUCUUUCAAGCACAAUAAGCUGUCCUCAAACAAAUACUGAAAGAUUUUCUCAACGCUUAACAAAAGCUCUCGUUGACAUAAAAGCUCUUUUUGAAAAGCUCAACGCAGAACAAAAACUUCAAAAAAAUGGUGUCAGUUAA
Molecule: messenger RNA, 2325 nt
Organism: Chironomus riparius
Lineage: Eukaryota; Metazoa; Arthropoda; Insecta; Diptera; Chironomidae
Source: the annotation of a GenBank genome assembly